Molecule: messenger RNA, 1083 nt
Organism: Cylas formicarius (sweet potato weevil)
Lineage: Eukaryota; Metazoa; Arthropoda; Insecta; Coleoptera; Brentidae
Product: adenylate cyclase CyaB
Exons: 3
Coding region: 456-974 (172 amino acids)
Source: RefSeq, a predicted model, not a curated record
UUUAGUAAUGAAAAACUAGAAACCUUUGGUUAGAGCGUACUAAAGCAAGUCUAGUUUUAAGUUCUGUGCACGAUGAAAAUAACAACCAGCAAAUACGAAUAUCACAAAACAGAAGUCGUUUAAUUGUAUUCAGAGGAAAUGUCACCAAAAGAAGUUUGGUUAUUCAAUAGAUUGUGCGGAGGUCCGAAUUCUGUAGAAAAUGACAAUAAAUAUUGUAAAAUUUGUUGUUUGAAAUAAACCGCCUUUGUUUUGAAGUGAUCGUUUUAAAUUAAUUUCGACCAACUUCUAUACUACGCAUUAUUCGCAACAUAUGAUCGCGAAGCCGGGUAUCAGUUUUUAAGCAUAUGGAUUAGAUUAGUUUUGUCUGUUAGUAGCUAGUGUUUUUUUCGCUGGUGCGUGUGAAUUUUAUCGUUUUUGCAAAACAAAAAAGUUUCGGGCGAGUACUUGCUAGGAGAAUGAGAAACAUCGAAAUUAAAGCUAAGGUUGGAGACAUGGUCCGCCUGAUUGAAAAAGCGAAAAAGCUAGCGGGAUCGGAGGGAACUCUGAUCAAACAGCACGAUACGUUUUACAAUGCGCCGAACGGCAGACUUAAACUUCGGAGAAUGGAACAAGGUGCGGAAAUAAUUUAUUACCAUCGGCCGGAUGUAGAAGGGCCCAAGUUGAGUUCUUACGAAAAAUCCGCGGUGGCUAGUGAAAAUGUCGAAAGCCUUCACAGGGUGUUAGACAAGGCUUUGGGUUCAAAGGUCCAUGUUAAGAAAACCAGAUAUUUGUAUAUCGUAGGUCAGACGAGGGUUCACAUUGACCACGUGGAAGGGCUUGGAGAUUUUAUGGAAUUAGAGUGUAUGUUGAAUGAUGACCAAUCUCUUGAUGAUGGUCAAAAGAUUGUUCAGAAUAUUAUGAACAGCUUGGGGAUCGCUGAAUCAGAUCUAUUGAGUGGUGCCUAUGCAGAUAUGCUUCAAAAUCCUGUUCAGUAAUUUUUUUACCUUUAAUUUUUUUUUAUUAAAAAAGUUAUAUCCAGGUGAUUGUAUAUUUUUACAUAUUGGUCCACCCAAUAGAAAAGACCCGGAUUAAAUAUUACAAUAU